This is a messenger RNA of Haliaeetus leucocephalus (bald eagle), 2837 nucleotides long. RefSeq names its product syntaxin binding protein 3 (gene STXBP3). Gene Ontology annotation, cellular component: plasma membrane; secretory granule. Gene Ontology annotation, molecular function: syntaxin binding. NCBI's taxonomy places the organism in Eukaryota, Metazoa, Chordata, Aves, Accipitriformes, Accipitridae. The transcript has 19 exons. The record is from RefSeq and is a predicted model, not a curated record. Gene Ontology annotation, biological process: vesicle-mediated transport; neurotransmitter secretion; intracellular protein transport. The coding region runs from base 446 to 2086 and encodes 546 amino acids.
UGCUCUUCCCCGGCUCUUUCAGCUAGUGACUUGUCGGCGUGGCGAGAGGCGGCUGCCCCGGCUUGCGGUGGUGCCGCCGGUGCCUGCCGUAAUAGCACCUGGAUGGAAACGUUUUUGCUUUAUUCCGAGAUAAGGGUGAGCUAUACGGCCAGCCAUGCCAGCUCUUGAAGAGGUUAAGGUGAAGCCAGCUCUUCAGGGGCUUCCUUGUUGCUCCCGAAAUGGUUGUCUUGGAGGGUCCUCCCGGCUUCGGAAGGGGCUUCUCUGGUUGUGUGUCACGUAGUGGCACUGCCUGCUUUAUGCUGGGCUUCACGGUUUUCAGAAGAAAAAGCUGAAGGUGUCCCCAGAGCUAAAAUCAUUAGUAUUUGAUGACUGCAGGAAAGAGGAAGAAUGGAAGAUAAUUCUUUUAGAUGAUUACACCACUAAAUUACUGUCACUGUGCUGCAAAAUGACUGAUUUACUGGCAGAGGGUAUCACAGUGGUGGAGAAUGUAUAUAAAAACCGUGAGCCUGUCCCACACAUGAAAGCAAUAUAUUUCAUAACACCCACCAAAAAGUCUGUAGAUGGACUUAUUGAUGACUUCAUCACUAAAUCAUCCAGCAGAUACAAAGCAGCAUAUGUGUAUUUCACUGACUUUUGUCCUGACAACCUUUUCAAUAAAAUUAAGUCUUCCUGUGCAAAAUCAAUAAGGAGAUGCAAGGAGAUCAACAUUUCCUUCUUCCCAUAUGAGUCUCAGGUAUUUACUCUCAAUGUCCCUGAUGCGUUCUACCGCUGUUACAGUCCAACUCUGGAAAAGACAAAGGAUAAAGAUGCUGUAAUGCAAGUAAUGGCUGAACAAAUUGUUACCUUAUGUGCCACGCUAGAUGAGAAUCCAGGAGUACGAUAUAAAAGCGGACCAUCUGAUAAAGCCAGCAAACUUGCACAGCUUGUUGAAAAAAGUCUUGAAAACUACUACAAAACUGAUGAGAAAAGCCAAAUAAAGGCUAAAACCCACUCCCAACUAAUAAUAAUUGAUCGUGGCUUUGACCCAGUGUCAACUGUACUUCAUGAACUCACCUUCCAGGCAAUGGCAUAUGAUCUGCUACCAAUUGAAAAUGAUACUUACAAAUACAAAACAGAAGGACCUGCUGGGAAGGAACGGGAGGCAAUUCUGGAGGAAGAUGAUGAGCUCUGGGUGAAGAUUCGGCACAAGCAUAUUGCAGAUGUGAUAGAGGAAAUACCAAAACUUUUGAAAGAAGUUUCAUCAAAAAGAAAAGCAACAGAAGGAAAAUUAUCGAUAUCUGCUCUGGCCCAGUUAAUGAAAAAGAUGCCGCACUAUCGUAAAGAGAUUAGUAGGCAAGUUGUUCAUCUUAACUUGGCAGAAGAUUGCAUGAGCAAGUUCAAAUCUAACAUAGAAAGGCUCUGUAAAACUGAACAGGACUUGGCUCUUGGAACUGAUGCAGAAGGUCAAAAAGUGAAAGAUUCAAUGAGAGUCCUCCUUCCAGUUCUGCUUAACAAAAGUCAUGAGAGCUACGACAAAAUUCGAGCUAUUCUCCUGUAUAUCUUUAGCACAAAUGGAACUACCCAGGAGAACUUGGACAAGCUGAUCCAGAAUGUACAAAUAGAAACUGAUAGUGAUAUGAUAAGAAAUUGGAAAUACCUUGACGUUCCUGUUAUCUCUUCAUCUGCUGCUCAGCAGCAUAAACACCAAAGAAGGGACCGUUCUUCAGAAGAAACUUACCAACUUUCUAGGUGGACGCCUAUUAUCAAAGAUGUUAUGGAGGAUGCCAUAGAAAACAAACUAGAUUCAAAAGACUGGCCUUAUUGUUCCCAGUGUCCUCCUACCUGGAAUGGUUCAGGAGCAGUAAGUGCUCGCCAGAAACCUAAAGCUAGUUAUCAAGAUGAGCGAAAGAGUAGUGCAAGACUAAUUAUAUUUGUGAUUGGAGGAAUUACAUAUUCUGAGAUGCGCAGUGCUUAUGAAGUUUCUCAAGUCUACAAGUCCUGUGAAGUUGUUAUUGGUUCUACUCAUAUUUUGACACCUAAAAGACUACUGGAUGAAGUGAAGAGCCUUAGUAAACCGAAGGAUAUGGUGUGCAUUAAGGAUGAAUAGAAAUGGUGGUGUUCAUGAUGCAUUAGGAAAAGACAAAUAGUAUGUACAUAUCCUUAUGGAAUUGACUUUUCUAAAUACUGUACCAGGACACUAUAUGGUUCUGACUAAUGGAGUGUAAUUUAAACUUGCUGCUUUUUUGGGGGAGUAGAAGGCAGAGAGAGGAAAAAAUCAACACAUGUGUUUCUUAAGUUGUAUUUAGUAUAGACAGUGUUACACUGUAAGUGCUUUUUCAAAAGGGCAUGGUCGUUCCUAACAAAUUAUGCUAAAAGUUAUCAUGAUUACAUAUAAACUGGAAUUAUCUUUGAGAACUGUGAAAUCUUUCUAUAAUAGAGUUUAUUUCUAAAAAUGAUUAAAUUAAAAAGGGCCUAGGUUCUUAGGUAGAGUAAAAUACCUGUAAAUAUGAGUUUAUGGUAAAAAUAUUUCACAAGUGCGGUAUCUUAAACUGUAAUAUUUUCUGUAAAAUAACUCUCUGAAAAUUCUUUAAAUAUAUGUAACUGUGAAAAACCAAAAGGUGUUUUUAGAUGGUGGUGGAUAAGGUAAAAAGUUAAUCACAGAAGUACUAAGCAGUUCUAAUUUCAAUAAAUAACUUUGGAGAAAUGCUGCAACUGUGCACUGAAGUACACUUUAUAUUUAAGUAUAUACAGGGAUUAUUCUACAGCUUUUUAAAAAAACUUUGACUUCUUACAAACUUUCUUAUGAUUGUGUCUACAUAGCUUGUCUGUUUUAGAAGUUGAAUUGCCUGUGAUAUAGA